GCGUCUCAAUAGUGCCAAACAGUGUCUCAACAGUGCCAAACAGUGCCUCAACAGUGUACUCUACAGUAAAGUCAAAUUUCUUUCCUUAUUUUGAGUGAAGUCAAAGUGUGAAGAUUAAAUAAAACCGGAGGGAGUAUUAAACAGACUCAAAUUUCAUCUUUUUACGUUAGAAAAGUUGUGUCAAAUUAUCACUUAUCGGUAUCAAUAAUGUUUAUAUAUUUCAAUAUUUGUAUCUAAUUAAAUAAUACCUAUUCCGUAGUAACCAGUCAUUUACCUUUUGUAUAAUUUUAGCGAUAACUAAAAUAAAACGAAAAAGUCAAUUAGGUCUACUUUAAAAAAAAUCAAUCAAAUCCCGAACUUUGUAAAAACGUUCAAUUGUGUCCAUUUGCAGGUUACUUACCGUGUCAGCAGAUCAUUUGAUGACGUGACGCACACGUGGACCGCCACGUGUGCACCGUGCCAUCAUCAAAUGGGUGAUUGGACUUCCACAUGUGUGUCACGUCAUCAAAGUCACUGCUGAUUGGACUGUCACGUGUGUGCCAGUCAGUGGAUGAAGUACUGACAUGACAAGUAACCUGCAAAUGCACACAAUUGAAUGUAUAGUUGAUUUAUUUAGCUAAUAAUCUAAAAUGUAAUCAUUAUUUUAAUUUAGGCAUCUCAAAUGGGAGUGACAAGCGUGUUGGUAACCGAUGGCAUAAAUCUUAAAGCUCUAUAUGAAGGAGUCUCAGCAUUCCAUCAACGCCAUAUUCUACCUCCACAACAUGCAUUUAUGAUACCCCAUCACCAUCCUAGCCGAAUCGCGCCUCCCGCCCAACCUCAACUUCAUGGGUAUUGCAACAUGCCACAUAUUGUGCAACCUCGCCCAGAAGGAUGUUGCAACAUUCCAUGCAUGCAUUUCAAAAUGAUGUCAUUAUGUCGCUAUCGUCACCAUCACCGUCACCAUAACAAUCGCCAUAGGCACAUUUAGCCAUGUUUCAAGUUGACUUGUUCUGAACACAAUUGGCAGAAAGAAGUAAGGGCGGGAGUUUGG
Molecule: messenger RNA, 1030 nt
Organism: Cuscuta epithymum
Lineage: Eukaryota; Viridiplantae; Streptophyta; Magnoliopsida; Solanales; Convolvulaceae
Source: the annotation of a GenBank genome assembly